AUGCACUUCGCCAAAGUUCUUGUAUUCAGCUUCAUCGGCGCAGCUCUCGCGAUACCCUCCCCUUUUGAGGCUCCCAAACCCCGGAUCAUCACACGUGAUGUUUUGAAGCUUGAGAAGCGCGACUUCGAUCCAACUGUCAUUUCCGAAAGGCCACACCCCAACAAUCCAUUGAUGUAUGAGAGUGAUAAUGGCCCGGUUUGCUGCGAGUCAGACUGGUGUGGAGCGCUCUGCCGUUAG
This is a messenger RNA of Exophiala spinifera, 237 nucleotides long. RefSeq lists its product as uncharacterized. NCBI's taxonomy places the organism in Eukaryota, Fungi, Ascomycota, Eurotiomycetes, Chaetothyriales, Herpotrichiellaceae. The record is from RefSeq and is a predicted model, not a curated record. The transcript is spliced from 5 exons. The coding region runs from base 1 to 237 and encodes 78 amino acids.